UUCAUCAAACUCAGAGUAAUGAACGUAAUGAUGUUAUGUAGUAUUGUGUGCCCCGUUGAAAUAGAAAAAUGUUGAGAAACAUCUCUCUGGUGUUGGUUUUCAGCGUUAUAUGUACAUCAAGUAUGUCCCAUUUUAUUCGAAACAAAGUUGAAGACAAACGGGUUAAUCCAUGUAUUUGGAUUUUUAUACAUAGAAGACGACACCCUCCUCCUCUACCAAUGCCAUCAUCGAUUCCUCCAUCUCUUCAGCCUAAUAUGACCGAUGCCCAGACUACUUCCACAAGUACUUCCACAAUAUCGACGUCAUCUGCAACACUUGCAACUAGGAAAGCUGUUGAAACAUCCUCAGUAUCAACUGUUAUAGCUGGCGACGCAGCAACUAUGGCAUCAGCACCUACUUCCUCAAAGACUGAUGAAGAAAACGUUUCAAUAUCGACUUCUGAAGAAUCAACAAUAACACAAGAAACAACUACAAGUCCAACUGAUGAAAUGGGUACUGAGGGGGAACAAACAACUACUUCUAAUGGAGCUACAGAUGAUGAGCAAUUAACAUCUCCAGAAGGAACAACCGUUACUAUGGAAGAAACAGCAGCUUCAACCGAUGAGGCAACUACAGCAGCCCAAGAUGGAACCGAUGCAGAUGAAGUCUAGAAGAUGAAAUAUUUCUACUACAGAUUGUUAUAACGAUAGAAAUAGGAGAUAUAAGAAAAGUAAUCAAAAAAUGUAUUCACAUAGU
Leptinotarsa decemlineata (Colorado potato beetle) is the source of this 735-nucleotide messenger RNA. RefSeq lists its product as uncharacterized. The record is from RefSeq and is a predicted model, not a curated record. NCBI's taxonomy places the organism in Eukaryota, Metazoa, Arthropoda, Insecta, Coleoptera, Chrysomelidae.